CCUGGAGCUCGUAGUAACCUGACCCUCUGUGCUCAGGUAACAUUCCCUGUUCUUUCACCUCAGCUAGAAUCGACCAGCCUGGGGACUGUUCAUCAAUUAUGGAUGAGAAAUCCAUGGUAUUUUAAUGCCAACGCUCACAAUCGUACAGGAGAGAAACCAGCAGACAUCCUCAUCAGCAACGUCUUCCAAGGUAACGCAACAUCAAAAGGUAUGGCUCACACGGGUUCUACUAGAACGGAACCAUUUAUAGAGUACUGGAAUAUUGGGCGUAAUGUCCUCCCAGCUAUGAAACAGGCCACCUUUAUAGCAUGUUGGGGGGUUAUGCACUCAACUGGAUGCUGUGUAGCAUGUAGCACCUUUAUAACAUGUAGGGCACAUCAAUAUUAGACCAAAUAGCCAGGAUGGAAAAUUAAAGGAAAACGCUCACUUCCCAGGAAUGUAAUAGUUUUAUUAGUAUUUUUUACUUAUCUCCAUAUUCAGCAAAUAUGUAUCGGUCAGGUGUGAAAAAUAAAAUUAAAUGUAGAAAUCCCCACCUUUCUACCGCACAACUGGGAGCAUCUAUCUUAGCUCCCUGUCAAUCAUUGUUAUAAGCUCCGCCCUUUACACCUGGCAGUCAGUAUAGAGAGCCACCUCCAUCUUAGCUCCCUGUCAAUCAUUGUUAUAAGCUCCGCCCUUUACACCUGGCAGUCAGUAUAGAGAGAGCCACCUCCAUCUUAGCUCCCUGUCAAUCAUUGUUAUAAGCUCCGCCCUUUACACCUGGCAGUCAGUAUAGAGAGAGCCACCUCCAUCUUAGCUCCCUGUCAAUCAUUGUUAUAAGCUCCGCCCUUUACACCUGGCAGUCAGUAUAGAGAGAGCCUCCAUCUUAGCUCCCUGUCAAUCAUUGUUAUAAGCUCCGCCCUUUACACCUGGCAGUCAGUAUAGAGAGAGCCGCCUCCAUCUUAGCUCCCUGUCAAUCAUUGUUAUAAGCUCCGCCCUUUACACCUGGCAGUCAGUAUAGAGAGAGCCACCUCGAUCUUAGCUCCCUGUCAAUCAUUGUUAUAAGCUCCGCCCUUUACACCUGGCAGUCAGUAUAGAGAAAGCCACCUCCAUCUUGGCUCCCUGUCAGUCAUUGCUAUAAGCUCCGCCCUUUACACCUGGCAGUCAGUAUAGAGAGAGCCGCCUCCAUCUUAGCUCCCUGUCAAUCAUUGUUAUAAGCUCCGCCCUUUACACCUGGCAGUCAGUAUAGAGAGCCACCUCCAUCUUAGCUCCCUGUCAAUCAUUGUUAUAAGCUCCGCCCUUUACACCUGGCAGUCAGUAUAGAGAGAGCCGCCUCCAUCUUAGCUCCCUGUCAAUCAUUGUUAUAAGCUCCACCCUUUACACCUGGCAGUCAGUAUAGAGAGAGCCACCUCCAUCUUAGCUCCCUGUCAAUCAUUGUUAUAAGCUCCGCCCUUUACACCUGGCAGUCAGUAUAGAGAGCCACCUCCAUCUUAGCUCCCUGUCAAUCAUUGUUAUAAGCUCCACCCAUUACACCUGGCAGUCAGUAUAGAGAGAGCCGCCUCCAUCUUAGCUCCCUGUCAAUCAUUGUUAUAAGCUCCGCCCUUUACACCUGCCAGUCAGUAUAGAGAGAGCCUCCUCCAUCUUAGCUCCCUGUCAAUCAUUGUUAUAAGCUCCGCCCUUUACACCUGCCAGUCAGUAUAGAGAGAGCAUACAGAGGAAGAGAAACUGCGUUUUUAUUUGUCCUCUUCCUUUGCAACAAGUGCCCUGACUGUGCCUUUAUGUGUGAUUAUGAUGUAACUGGCUAUAUUAUUUAUAUAUAUUUUGAAGGAAACAGGGCAGAGGUGUUAGCAGGACCGGGGAGUGGCGCGCGGUGUGUUAGCAGGACCGGAGAGCAUUGCGCGGUGUGUUAUAAGGAUUGGGGAGAGUCACAUGGUGUGUUAUAAGGAUUGGGGAGCGUUGCGUAGUGUGUUAGCAGGACUGGGGAGUGUCGCGCUGUGUGUUAGGAGGACUGGGAGUGUCGUGCUGUGUGUUAGGAGGACUGGGAAGUGUCUCGCUGUGUGUUAGGAGGACUGGGAGUGUCGCGCUGUGUGUUAGAAGGACUGGGAGUGUCGCACUGCGUGUUAGAAGGACUGGGAGUGUUGCGUGGUGUGUUAGGAGGACUGGGAAAUGUCGCACUGUGUGUUAGGAGGACUGGGAGUGUCGCACUGUGUGUUAGAAGGACUGGGAGUGUCGCGCUGUGUGUUAGAAGGACUGGGAGUGUUGCGCUGUGUGUUAGGAGGACUGGGAGUGUCGCACUGCGUGUUAGAAGGACUGGGAGUGUUGCGUGGUGUGUUAGGAGGACUGGGAAAUGUCGCACUGUGUGUUAGGAGGACUGGGAGUGUUGCACUGUGUGUUAGAAGGACUGGGAGUGUCGCGCUGUGUGUUAGGGGGACUGGGAGUGUCGCACUGUGUGUUAGAAGGACUGGGAGUGUUGCGCUGUGUGUUAGGAGGACUGGGAGUGUUGCGCUGUGUGUUAGGAGGACUGGGAGUGUCGCGCUGUGUGUUAGGAGGACUGGGAGUGUCGCACUGCGUGUUAGAAGGACUGCAGAGUGUUGCGUGGUGUGUUAGGAGGACUGGGAAAUGUCAGGCUGUGUGUUAGGAGGACUGGGAGUGUCGCACUGUGUGUUAGAAGGACUGUAAGUGUUGCGCUGUGUGUUAGGAGGACUGAGAGUGUCGCACUGCGUGUUAGAAGGACUGGGAGUGUUGCGCUGUGUGUUAGGGGGACUGGGAGUGUCGCACUGUGUGUUAGAAGGACUGGGAGUGUUGAGCUGUGUGUUAGGAGGACUGGAAGUGUGUCGCGCUGUGUGUUAGGAGGACUGGGGAGUGUCGCACUGUGUUUUCGAAGGACUGGGAGUGUCGCGCUGCGUGUUAGAAGGACUGCAGAGUGUUGCGUUGUGUGUUAGGAGGACUGGGAAAUGUCGCGCUGUGUGUUAGGAGGACUGGGAGUGUCGCACUGUGUGUUAGAAGGACUGUAAGUGUUGCGCUGUGUGUUAGGAGGACUGGGAGUGUCGCACUGCGUGUUAGAAGGACUGGGAGUGUUGCGCUGUGUGUUAGGGGGACUGGGAGUGUCGCACUGUGUGUUAGAAGGACUGGGAGUGUCGCGCUGUGUGUUAGGAGGACUGGGGGUGUCGCGCUGUGUGUUAGGAGGACUGGGGAGUGUCGCACUGUGUGUUAGAAGGACUGGGGAGUGUUGCACUGUGUGUUAGAAGGACUGGGAGUGUUGCGCUGUGUGUUAGGAGGACUGGGAGUGUUGCGCUGUGUGUUAGGAGGACUGGGAGUGUCGCACUGCGUGUUAGAAGGACUGCAGAGUGUUGCGUGGUGUGUUAGGAGGACUGGGAAAUGUCGCGCUGUGUGUUAGGAGGACUGGGAGUGUCGCACUGUGUGUUAGAAGGACUGUAAGUGUUGCGCUGUGUGUUAGGAGGACACUAGAGGGCUUCCGCGCUUCUCACUGUAUUUUUCACAGUGAGAAGACGCCAGCGUCCAUAGGAAAGCAUUGAGAAUGCUUUCCUAUGGACUGGCUGAAUGACGACGAGAAGGAGGAGCCCAGCGCUGGAAAAAAGAGGUAAAUUUAACCCCUUCCACCUCCUAGAGCCCGGCGGAAGGGGGCCCUGAGGGUGGGGGGGGACCCAGAGACCCUAUAGAGCCAGGAAAACGAGUAUAUACUAUAGUGGUCCUUUAAUAAACAGUUUUUUACAAAUUAUAUCCAGUUUGUGCAUCCGCUUCAGUCUAUAGCGAUACAUUGUAUUGCAUUAGCAAUACUGUGUUGCUAAUUUAUUGUAAUGAUAUAUUUUCUAUUUUUGUCUACACAAAGUAUAUUACCCAGUGCAAGUAUCAUUUGUACCCUGCAUUAUAUCAGGGAUAGAGAUACUAACACUGUACAUUGAUCCAGUUUUUAAAAUUUAUUUUUACAGCUUUAUAUCAAAUUCAUUUAUUUAUCUGUAUAUCCAAUUUAUUUUUAUAUCUAUAUAUCAUUUAUACAAUUUCUUUCAUUUUUUGUUUGCUGUACAUUUGGUUCUUUUCUCUCCCUUUUUCUUUCUUUUUUUAUCCUCGUUUAUAUAUUUAAAGGCAUAGUACCGAAUUUUUUUAGACUUUUAGAUUUUGCAUAUUUUUGGAUUUCCAUCCUAUAUAUUCCACUAUUUAUUGUGUCAUUAUACUAUAUUAGUUUUACUAUCAUCUGAGCCAUUAUCACUAGUUAGCUCCUGGGUUUCUACACUAUCCUUUAGGGUGUUUCCUUUACUGUUCUAUUUACGUAGGUUUUGGUGAAUUCCUACUAUUUCCAGUGACAGCGACUUAGUGUUAGUUAGACUCCCUCUAUUCCGUAUAUCUCCUUAGGUAUACCAGUUUUCUCUAUUUUUGUUAUUUAUUAUAUUGUAAAAUGGUGCAAGCCCUAUCUAUAACCCACAUGCAAUGCAUGAUGCCAUGCCUGAGGAUUGCCGUUGGGGUACCUCAAGUCUGUUUGUACUAAACUUAUGCACUGCAAAAAAAUAAAAAAAAUAAUAAUAAAUAAUGUAUUUGUGUAAUUAGCAUCCACCUCUAUGCAAAUAGGUCUGUUAAUAAGAACUGAAAAUGACAGGAGCUAAAUUAGAAAUAUAUUGGUAAGAGAAAAAUACAUGGACUCCUUGUUCACCGUGCGGAGGCCACAAAUCACAAAGCUUUAAUAAUGACCUCCAUUUGUCUAAAUAUAAAUAGGGAUUAAGGAGAGAGCGCAGGUAACUUUUUCUUUUCUAAAGCUUUAAUAAUGGCUUUAAUAAUGGUCUGGGUUUCCAGUAUCUCUUGUGUGUCUUCCUCACCCUUUAUAAAUAUGUUAUUAUAUGUUCCUGUAUGUUUUCCAAUAUGAUUUGGUUAUCUGUAUUAUACUGAGUUUGUCACCGCUAGUUUAAUGUUAUGCACAUAUGGGCUAGUCCUGAGUUAAGCUAAGUAUGUUAGGUUUGUCCAGGAAUCCCAAUAACAGAUUUGUUGUAACUGCUGGCAGGCUGCUUGGUCCUUGUAGCCUGGGACAAAUAAAAGAGAACUAGGCCUGAGAACACGUGCCUUUGUAAAGGAAGUAGAUGAUCACAGUAUAGGCAGAAGUGUGAAUACUGCAUGGUAAAGGAGCUGAAGAGCCUGUUCUGGUGGAAGAGUUACUGAGAGACCCCAGUCAAGCUUCAGCGACUGGGGCUGAAGCAUUCAAUGGUUCCUGAAAGCAGCAAUGAAGUGGCCUAGGUGGAGGUACUCAAUUGGAGUAUGGGAGCUCCAUCACAUUUGAUGGCAGUGGUGGGAUGGCUUCCUAGCUAUUGGGGAAACUUCCAGACAACCACUAGGACCCCUGCACAUCUUCUGGAACUUAUGGAUAUGAAUAGAGAUAGCACCCGUGCAGCUUUCUCAUCUGAGGAGUUCCACAGAAGAGUGUUGGAGGGGUUGGCUUUCUUCGGAGCCAACCCAUCAGCAGUGAUGGUGCAUCUGAUCUAUGAGAAUGUCCCCAGAGAUGGACCAAGAGAGGAAGAUCUACCUGGCCAGCCAGGCCUGAGCAGAGGCAAAUGCGGGGGAGUGGGGAGUGCAGUCUGGGUGCCAAACCUCAGAGUUCAGGAGGUUCUGUCCCAGAAGGUUAAUUGAACUGGUGGGACGCAAUCUGAUGGGAACUCUGGAACAAUGUCCUUGAGAAGGUUUGUGUUCUCCAGAGAGAAUCCCUAACGGUUUUGGGAUCAAGUCGAUUUGCACAUGCCAUUCUUGGGAGAGAAGUGCCUGGUGCAAUUGGUGUUCAAAUUAGAGGAGCUGGUCCAGAAAGAAUUGUGGCUGGACAAUUCUUACCGUGCCUUACAAUGGUAUGGGAACCAGCAGUACCCAUGGCUAGCAGAUGACGACCCUCCAGAGGGUGAAGGCUAUGAUGGUACUGGCCUAUUGUGGGAUGACUUUGUGGAUAAAAUUAUAUUUGGAAGUCCUGAGAUGUUUUGACUCUAUGACAUUUGGAAAAAAUAGGGAACACUUACUGGAUCUCUCAGAAGCAACUGGAACUCUAUUUGACCCAUCUGGCCACCAUGGAGUGAGAGCUUGAAUUGGAUUACAAGCAAUUAUUUGACUCUGUACAUCAGCAGGUCCCAGAGACUGUGGAUUUGAUAGACAUUACAAGUGGAGCGAACCAUAUUCUCCACCCUGAAUCACGGGGAUGCUGAGCAGCUGGCCCAGAACCCUAACCCCAUGGCAUGGGGACUCUGGUCACAUCACUAGCUCCACACCGGCAGAUAGAAAUCCAGUGAGUGGAGGUAGAGGUAGUCAGUCUCCCUCCCAGUUGCAGAGUGCAACCGAGGGACUGGGGGUAGUCAGCCUUCCCCUCCAGCGGCAGAUUGCAACCCAGCGAGAGGAGAUAGAGGUAGGAGCAUUCCCUCCCCAGAGGCUGGGUGCAGCCAAGGGAGAAGAGGUAUCCGGCCUACCUUCACAGCAGCAAAUUGGACGCCAGGGAGCAGGGCUAGUCUUUCUUCCUCCCCAGCAGCAAAAAAACUAGGGAGGAGAUGUCAGUAUCCUCACUCCCCAGCGGCACGAGAACUUCCCGAUGAAGAAGGCAGUCGGCUUUUCUCACAACGCAGCUAUAGUGUGGAACUUUGUCAAGAAGGCUGUCAAGAUGGAUGGACCUUUUGGUGCUGGUUACCCAACUAACUUAAGGCAUAGAGCGAUUGAAGUUCUUGUACCUGGUUAAUCAACUUUUUGGUGGGAGAUAUGUAACGGUAGUCACCAUCACUGGAAGCAGAAGACAUACACUUUACAUAGGUUCCUGAAAUGUUCUUAUGUUUUAGUCACCCUGUGCCCAUUCUAGGUUCAGGAAAUUGUAACUGUUUAUUGUUAAUUGUUUUGUGUGCUCUCCUGUCCUGCUGGUUCCCUCACCCAGGUAUGUGGAUUUGAAUGUGGAGCCUGUACAGUUCCAUCUGUUGGUUGUGAGAGUCUUGAAACAGCUAUAAGCACUACUUGAAUAGCAAGGCUUGUUAAUUUGCAUGUUCAGGUAGAUUUGCAUAUUAUGAUUUCUGCAGGUGAGGAGACAUUUUGUGUUAGAUUUUGUCUUCUCACCCCUUUAUAAAUAUAUAUUAUCAUGUUAUUGUAUGUUCCUGUAUGUUUUCCGAUAUGGUUUGGUUAUAUCUAUUAUACUGAGUUUGUCACAGCAUGUUUACUGUUGCGCAAAUGGGCUAGUCCUGUGUUAAAAAUAAAGCUGAGUGUGUUAGUUUCUUUUGGAACGGUGUGUCCUGUGCGGAUUGUUUAGGGAACCCAGUAACAGAGUUGUCGUACCUGUUGUACAGGUUAAGGUGUGGAUACCUUCCUGGGAAAGGAGCUGAAGAGCCUGGACUGGUGGAAAAGUUCCUGAGAAACCCCAGUCAAGUUUUUGCGACUGGGCCUGAAGCAUUCCAGGGUCCCAGGGCUAGGAAGUGGACUGGGCAGAGGUACUCAGUAAGAGUAUGGGAGCUCUAUCACAUACGUGGGUGGGGUCAGUUAGAUACACUGAUGAACCUCAUAGGUGGGGUCAGUUAGAUACACUGAUGAACCUCAUAGGUGGGAUCAGUCAGAUACACUAAUGAACCUCGUGGGUGGGAUCACUCAGAUAGACUAAUGAACCUCAUGGGUGGUAUCACUCAGAUACACUAGUUCUGUAGGUACUGUCUAUUAUUACUCAAAGGAGAUACAACUUGUUGGAGUCAUGACCGAGUACUAACCAAGGGACAAGUUUCUUAAAUUCUGUUUUAGCUUACGUGAAAAAAAGUAUAAGUAGAAAUUUGUUUUAAAAAUGUGACUUGUUUAAGGCCAUCAUAUAAUGUUUUAUUUUCCAUUAGUUAAAGUAAAAUAUCCCUUGUAACAUGUAUUUUCAUGCAUCUUAACUAGAUUUGUUUCCUUGAAGGUCCCAGCAUUCAAGAUGGUUUCUCCAGCAAUAGCCUUGGCCUUUAUUCCGUUUCUAAUCACUCUAAUAAUCCGUUACCGCCAUUACUUCCUCCUAUUUUACCGAGCCGUGCUGGUGCGGAAAUUCCAGGAUCAUCUAACAGGUAUCCCGCGAGAGGAAAGGGCUUUUCAAUAUGUCAUCACCCAUGCUAUCCCAGGAGACCCCCAGCAUGUACUCAACACUUUCGACCAAUACUGUUACCACUGCGAGCAUUUGGGGAACAUCGGACCUCACAAAGGUGAGAUUUAGGAUUCUGGAAACAGGCCGGGAAGGGAUUCAGAUUUUGGGGAGAUCCAGAUAAUUAAAAAAAACUGUGAAAAGCAGGCAGACACAACUUGACCUGCCGUGGUCAUUUUAAGGUCUCAAAGAUAUAGGUUCUACACCUGUUCAAAAAUGUAUUUGUCCGAAUCAAAAUCCUUGUCAUCCACAACUAAAUGUAUUGUUUUGUUCAAUAAAUACAUUAUUUCGUGGACAAAUCAAUUUGUUCCGAUGUGGAUUAAAAGAAAAAAAAUUCGGGUAAAUCUAUUCACUUAUGGAUGAAACAAAUUUUUGCACAAGUCUAGUAAGUUCUGAUAUUUAUGCAGCAAAUAUUUUAAGGCCAAGGCAAUACUUUGAACUCUUUGUCAUGUUCCUUAAACCAUUCCUGAACAAUUUUCACAGUGUCCUGCUGAAAGAGAAAAAAGAAAGGGUGGGUCAUUUACCUGGGGAAGAGAUGACAGCAGGAUGCACUAUGAGAGGAAGGCAGGCAGGCGGAGGCAGUGUUAUGCUCUGGGGACUGUUCUGCUGGGAAACUUUGGGUCCUGGAAUUCAUUUGGCUUUUACAUUCACACGUACCACCGACCUAGAGAUUGUUGAAUUCCACUUACACCCCUUCAUGGUAAUGGUGUUUUAUGAAGCAGUGGUUUCUAUCAGCAGGAUAAUGCACGCUGCACACUGUAAAAAUUGUUCAGAAAUGGUUUGAGGAACAUGACAAAGAGUUCAAAGUGUUGCCUUGGCCUACAAAUUCCCCAAGUCUCAAGCCAAUUGAGCAUCUGUGGGAUGUGCUGGAACAACACGUGCGACCAAUGCAGACCCAACUACACAACUUGCAUGACUGAAAGGAUCUGCUGAUAAUAUGUUGAUGACAGAUACCACAGGACACAUUCAGAGGUCUUGUGGAGUCCAUGUCUCGACCCAUCAGAAGUGUUUUGGCAGCAUGAAGGGGACUUACAUGAUUUUAGGCAGGUGGUUUUAAUGUUGUGGUUGAUCAGUGCAUGCUCGUCACUCGGAGGACACAUGUUGGGUCUAGUGAUGUACCGAACGGUUCGCCGGCGAACGGUUCCUGGAGGUUUCAAUGAGCAUGUCUCUGUGAAACGAAAUAGUCUUCAUGAAACAAUUCAAAAAGGACAAACUGCUGCCAUUUCUAGAUAUUUGUUAAUGUUGCUAACAGACACAAUGUUCCACUUGCCCAGUAUUAGUGAGAGAGUUUUCUCAGAUUGGGAUAAUGAAGACCAGUUGGCCAUGUGCAUGCAUUAUCUGUGAUUCCUGAAUUAUUUGACAAUAUGUAACAAGCUUAUUAACCUGUUAUUUGCUGCUGUGUGGUAGUUAUGCCUCAAUCCUCAGACUAUCAGGGUUAUUUACUAAGAUGAGAAUUGAAAGAGAAUUUAAAUUUAAGGCCAGAGUCGCCAAGCUGACUUUGGAAUAUGUUCUAGUUUGAGUAUUUUGACCUUAAAUUUGAAAUUCUCUUUGAAUUCUCACUUUAGUGAAUAGCCUUGUAUUUCUGCUGGGGUGGACUAAUGCUUAGUAUGGUUCUCAACCCAGAGACAGAGCCCCAGAGCUGCCACAUAUUUGUUUAUACAAUGUGUGCGCGCUGUACUAUCUUGCUCUCAUGAUUUAGUAGAUCUUGCCCACAAGGUAGAUAAGUCUUUAGCUACUUUGUGGUAAAUAAUUUGACCGGACAAUAUAGAAAUAGUAGAAACAUGCACAUGAGAUAAGUUGAAUGAGUUAAUGUGCACAGUGUAUUUUCUGGUGGGCACAAGAUGAUAUGAGGUAGUACAGUACACGCAUUUAUGUGACAUCUGUGGGGCUCCGCAGGGUCUGUGGAUUUUCCACUUUAUAAAUAUUUGGAUAUUUCUGCAAAUUCAGAAAACAAACUUGGAAAACGAAAAUAGAAUUCCCUUUUUUUAAGUGAUAUGCGAUUUGUCAAGGGUACAGGACACUAAUGAUAACAAUAUAAAUUUUUAGUAUUUACACGCUCUCAGAAUGCAAUAAGAAAGUAUUAAAGUCGAUACAAAGUGUGGAUCUGCACCACGCUCCCAGGUUAUCAAUGUCAAUGCUUCCCCAGUCCUCACUUCCUCUUGAACCAUUAUUGAGGCUGAGUGAAUGGGGAAGCCCUCCUGAUUGUCAGUUUGGCUGCUACAGAGUGUUCCUAAAGUAAUUCAUAAAAUACUUCUCUGGUAAAUCACAGCACAACAGGGCUUAGCUCAUUGUCUGAGAGCAAUCAGCUAGCCUUGCCGUGCUGGGCUUCGCUCAGGAGAGCUAACAGACGUUCUGGCUUUGGAGCUGCUGGGCCUCCGACACUAGCAGUAGGAUGGGUGCCCAGCAGAAAAUGGUUUAACUACUUACACUGGGGAGUGCCACUACAGAAAGCUUGGAGCGUUCUUUUAAGACUGGCAUUAACUCUAUAUACAGCAUUACUUAAUAUGUGCACAUUUGUUUAAACCAGUCUGGAAAUUGUGCUGAAUUAUCUGUUUGACGCUCCUAUUUUAUCACUUUAAAACUGUAUCAUUACUUUGUUUCUGCGUCAAUGCAGGGAAAAUCCUGGACCGGCUAAUUUAUGAAAAUGCCCCACUGAAUGUCCUGGAGCUGGGCACAUACUGUGGGUAUGCCACCAUUAUAAUUGCCCAGGCCUUGCCCCUUGGUGCCAGGCUGUACACUGUAGAUGCCAAUCCCAGAAAAGCAUCAGUUGCUGAAAAGGUCAUCCGAUUGGCUGGUUUUGACGAUGAUACGGUGAGUUGCGUUGUGCGCAGAGAUAUAGACAGCAAUACCCUGAUACGGAUAACCCAUACACAUAAAUAUAUCAAUAAUCAAUAAUAUAUCUGUGAAACAAAGCAGAGUUUAGUGAAAAAUCUCACCGCAGAUCAUAUUUAUGUCGUUAUCAAACUUUUUAUUUGCCAUCUGUAUAUAAAAUAAUAUAUUCAUCUUUUCCACGAAAAAAUAAAUAAUUACAAAAACCCCAUGUGCAGGCCUUGCUCUGUUUGUGUCAUUUAAUAAUGUUAUAAAAUAUCCAGUAGGUUUUACAGCUGGUAACUAACAUAGGCUUAAAUAGCUGGAUGGAGGAGAGGGAACUGAACUGGGCAGGUAAUCAGUAAUUAGUCAAUAUUUUCACAUAACACACGGCAGAGUUUUACAGAGGUAACACAGUAUGUAACGGCUUCUAAAGUAUUUCACUGUUUAAUAAAAAACUCAAGAACUUACGAGUAGCGGAGAAUAGGGUGCAAAAUAGGGAACCUAACAACCUAUACAAUAUAAAACAAACUGAUUAAUAAACCCUUAUCUUCUAAUAAAUCAUAGGUCUAUGACCUUACUAACACACUGAAGAUUAAUAUUAAAAAUCCAUUUAUUUAUUAAUCAUUUAAAAACAUAUAUAAAAAAUAAACUUCCAUGUAUCACAAAUAAUAUGUCUAUUAAUAAUCCCAAAUCAAGCCAUAAAACGCCCAGACCGUAUUUGAAAUACUCGGCAUCCCGAGUCAGCAAAAGUGUAGUGCUGAAAAAUAUCAAACAAUAGUCCUCUUUGAAGUAGAGAUGAUGGCUGAUAGCGAUGGGAGUCAGACCCCUACAGACGCGUUUCUCUGCUUCGGCAGCUUUAUCAAUGGAUGCGGUCUGUCUCUUGGUGCUCGUUGAUAUAGUGUCUGCCGACUUCCUUUUAAUCGCGGCAAAUUCGUAAUCGACAGUGUGUGUUACAAAAUCCAACUAUUCUCUAUGUAUCGAAACAACCAUAUUCCAUGAAACUUAAAAACUCUUUUAAUUAAAUUACUACUUAUCAUUUCGAUCGGUACAAUGUAUCACUUUCUUAUAUUUACUGCCGUUACUAUAGUAACACCCGCUUGAGCGGGUUUGAAUGUAACUGACAUUUUAAUCUGAUUAGACAGAGAAAGAAAGAAAUGAAAGAAAGAAAAGGUUAAUACAAAAAAAAGGAAGAUUCUUUCUUUCAAUCUUCUGCUAUGGCUCAUUUACAGAUAAAUCAUUACCGUAUUAAGGCUAAAACCGAUAAUGUUAAUAUGGAAAGAUUAUUAAGACAGUCUAUAAAUACUAAUCUUACUAUAUAUACUGCUGUUCCUUUGUAUCAGCCCAUUUUAUUUCAUCUUUGAUUUAUUUCAUCUUCACAAAAUGUAUUAACAAUGUAGUACAUCAUUUAACUCUAGUCAUCUUAAAGGGACACUCCCUAUAUUACUCAGGGUACAAUAAAACUCAAUAAAAACAAUGAAAACUAAAAAUAGCAAUCGUAAUAAAAUAAAAAAAUGUUCACGUCUACUUCUUUGAAGUGUGUUUUCGUUUUAACUGUGCCGGAAUCUAUAUAAAUCGUCAGCGCAAGGAAUUCCACCUGUGUUUUACUACAAGUAGUGUAACGGAUCACCUGGCACCCCGACUGGGUACCUCCAUUGAAGGAUGGGCAAUACAUCCCAGGAGCCAUAGUCACAUGGCAGGAGGCUGGCAAUCAGUCUUCUCCAAUGCCCAGCGGCGAGGUCGGUUUCGCCACGAGUAGUAUUCAGUUUAACUCCCCAAGUAUUCUUAUUCACAUAUUCUAGGAACUCUUGCAGGUCUGCCAUCUCACCUUCACAUAUGAAGAAAACAUCAUCAAUGUAUCUUUUAUAUCUAUGGAUAUUCAUAUUCCAGGGAUGUACAUUCCAAAUGUGAUUGACCUCCCAAUCCCCCAUGAACAGGUUAGCAAAACUAGGGUCAAAUUUCGUCCCUAUACCAGUUCCGUUCUUCUGGAGGUAAAACUGAUCUUCAAAUAGGAAAUAAUUGUUCUUCAAAAUAAACGCAAUCCCUUCUAUUAUAAAUGAAAUUUGGGUAUCUUCCAGUUCCCCAUAUUUCUUUAAUGAGUUCCUCACGGUGUCACAGCCCUGUUGGUGAUCAAUAAAUGUAUACAAGGAAGUCACUAGAAUGUAGUUAUCUUUCCAGGAAAUGGAGUCCAAUUCUUUAAUCAUCUGUGUCGUGUCUUUGAGAUGAGACUUGACCUUAGACACAUAUGGUUGCAGGAAUGUAUCGAUGUACUGCGACAGAUUUGAUGUAAUAGAAUUAAUCCCUGAUAUUAUUGGUCGCCCGGGAGGUGUUGUUAAAUCUUUAUGGAUUUUGGGUAAGAAGUAAAAGGUAGGGUUUUUUUGGAAAAGGGAUAGCAAGGAAUUUAUAUUCAGACUCUUUCAAAAUCCCCAUGUCCCUAGCAUUACCCAGCAUGACAAGUUCCCUCUUUAUUCCACUUAAUGGAUCAGUUGAUAAUUUCCCAUAAGUUUCGGGUUCUUCCAACAAUCUGGUUGCCUCUUUUAAGUAAUAUUCACUCGACAUGAUAACUAUUCCCCCACCUUUAUCCGCUGGUUUGAUACAGAUCUUUUCAUUAUUAAUUAGAUCCUCUAUUACUUCUCUCUCUUUCACGGUUAAGUUGUUCCUUAAAUGAUUAUUCUUUUUCAUUUUCCUUAUGUCAUCGAUUACUAAUUCCUGGUUUACGGGAUAAAAUGUGGAGGUUGUUUUCAACUGACUAUGUUUAAACACACUCACAGGCUCUUCUUUUUCAGGAAAGUCUGGAAUCUGAUCAAAGUGCUUUUUGAUACUGAGUUUUCUUAUAAACCUUUUUACAUCAGUGGUGGCCUCACAUUUGUUCACGUGCGCUGUGGGUGCAAAUUUCAAUCCUUUGUUCAGUGCUGUAAUGUGGUGAGAUGAUAAUGGUAUACCUGCAAGGUUGAAUAUUCCUACUCUUCUUGUUCUUUUUCUUGCUUGUCCCUUGUUCCUCUUCCUCCUCUAUUUCUUCUAAGUUGGGCUCUUUUCUUUUCGCCCUUCUUGGUGUCAUCGGAUGAAACCAUGUGGUUAUUUCCCUGGUGUUCCUUCCUAAAAAAAAAACUCCUCUCUUGUAGUAUUGUGUACCUCUGCUUGAACUGGUAGAGUAUUUCCUCCUAUAGGAGUCUCUGCAUUUUCUUCUUGUCUUCUUCUUACAGGUUGUCAGGUUACCUGUUAACUCCAAGGAGGACAACCUCUCUUCAUAGGGGCUCCCCUCCCCUAGCAUUUCGGCAAAUCCGGCCAUUUUCGCGCCGGCCGCGCUAGCUCCUCCCCCUUUUAUGACGCGACGGCUAGCAUCGACGUCAUGACGUCAUCAUUUACGUGAAGUGCCGGGAACCGCAAUUCCGGACCUUUUGGGGGCGUGGUCUCAAUUAAGGUGACAGGGUAUUUAAGGGAACUUUUACUACUGCUCAUUGCCCUGUCGUGGUUCUAGCUUGCUAGUCACUCAGCGCGUUCUCUCUCUUAGUAUUUUCGGUUUUGACCUUGCUUGUCCUUUGUCCUGUUGCUCUCUCCUCUCCUUUGACCCGGCUUGUUCCUCGCUUACCUGUCCUCUGGCUCCCUCGACCUCGGCUUACCUUUUGACUAUUCUUGUUUUGUCUAUACGUUAGUCCGGCCAUUCUAAGGUCCGGUAUACGUACCUCCUCCUGUCCGCACUCUGCGUAUUGGAUCCCUGUCACUAUCCUGACACAGGUGUCCUUUCACUCUCCCUACCUUUAUUUUUACCUUAUGUUUCCUUCCUCCUAUCCAGGUUGGUAUUUGGUAACAUUCUUUGUUCUCGCUCUUCUGAACCUCCUGAUACUCUAUGAUUUUCACAAUCUAUGGUCCGUCUAUACUUUGUCUCUGUUCUCCUUUGGCCAAUUAAUGGAUCUCUCCUUCUCACCAGGUGAUCCUCUUCUAUGUUAUCCUUAGGCCUUCUCUAUUCAUUAUUCGUCCUUCUUCUUUCAUUUACUGGUAUGAAAUUAGGAUUUUUUCUUUCAUGAUAUAUUCUUGACUGCUGAUUAAAUCUUCCAUUCCAUUUUUGAUUUCUUCUCAAAUGAGAAUGUUUAUUUUGAUUCUCAUAUUUGCUUCUUUUAGGUUGUUGGUAUGUAUUAUUCUCUUGAUAAUUCUUCUUCUCAUAUUGUGAGUCAUAUUUCUUCUGAAAAUUUCUGACUCUAUCGUUUUUAUAAUCAUCCGUAUCCCGUAGGAAUUUUUUCUUCUUAGUCCUCUUCUUAUAUCCUCCUCCAGUCUAUCUACACUCUCUGCUAUUUUGGCAACCAUUUCCUUUGGGUUAUCCCCUCCUUCCAUGGAUUCUAGGAUGUUUUGUAUUCCUUUAAUUUGCUGAUCUAAUUCUACCAACUGUCCAUGAAGACAAAUGAGCAGUCUUCCAUUGCUUCAUACCAUCUCUCUUUAAGUUCUAAAUUCUAUAGGGAACGCUGGAUCUUUAAAUAACCUUAAUCCCCGAGGAGUUAUGUUGUCAAUAAUAUAUUGCUGGAGCGUGUCAACCUCCCAUUUUAGUUUCAGUUCCUGUUUUAAUAGCCUCUCCAACUUUAAAAACAGGAAAUUCUUGUUAUAUUUUGUGGAAUAUUCCUUUAAAAUGUCUAUUCCAAAACAAUAAGGUCUGGACUUUUUAUGGCUUGAUUUGGGAUUUUUAAUAGACAUAUUAUUUGUGAUACAUGAAAGUUUAUUUUUUAUAUAUGUUUUUAAUUGAUUAAUAAAUAAAUGGAUUUUUAAUAUAAAUCUUCAGUGUGUUAGUAAGGUCAUAGACCUGUGAUUUAUUAAAAACUCAAGAUAUAGACAAACUGUGCAAGUAAAAUGAAUUAAAAAACAACCUCGCUAAAAUUAUCAUUAGUAUUGUAAUCUAACACGUCCAUCUUGGGAUACAAUCCACUGAAUAAAGAAUUGUAAUUGUCCGAUUUAUGGAAACUAUGUGAAAACUACCAAUGUUUUAAUGUGUCAGAAGAAGGCUAUACAAUGCAGUGAGGGCGGUAAACAUGUGUAAUUCACCCUCAGUUGCCUUUUUGUUACAUUUCCUUAUAUUGCAUCCGUGCCACACCUGUGAAUUUGUACAGCAAGGAAAGAAAGAUUGAGAGACGUAGUCAAAGAGGAUAAUGAGCGAAAUCUGAUUGCUGGAAAAUUUAAAGGACAUUAUAAAAAAUGUGCAGGGAUUGGCAAAAUAAUUCACAAAACCUUCGAGGUAACUGGGGACAAUAUCAGAUAGAUGAAGAAUGUUCUAGAAUCUAGAAAGUAAGGAUGACCUACUUUAAAGGUUUACUCCAACUAUCGAACCACAGCAGCUCCGUGUUUGCCCUCUGUCCUGUUCUGCCGGCCACCGAGGGUCCUUUAACCCCUUAAGGACCAAACUUCUGGAAUAAAAGGGAAUCAUGACAUGUCACACAUGUCAUGUGUCCUUAAGGGGUUAAAGCAAGGUCAUGAUCAUGCUCCAAUGACGCAACCAGAGGUGGUGUCAUACCCCCCAACAGUAAAAAGGUUUAACUCCGUAAGUGCAGAGUUUCACAGCCAGACGCUGCAAAUACAGACACCAGACACCAUGGCCACUUCAAAUCAAUGAAGUCACGGUGCUUGGAGUGAGUAACCCGUUACAUUUUGGCUUUGGAUUGUUGAUCAUCAUCAUUACAGCUAAAAAUUAAAAGCAUUAAAAAGAUGCGCUUUUUAUCAUCAUUAGCACUGUAUACAAUGCUGUACCUAGUGCUUUAGCAACGCGGGAGUGGCAGCGAUGUUAGGGGUUAGAUAAGAAGGUUUAGGUUUUUGGGAUGUCUAAGUUUUGGAGAGGACUGUGGGGAAGGUGGAUGUGUGGUGUGGACUGUAACUGCUAUUAUUCUCUAGAUAUGUUAUUAAUGUUAGAAUUGCAUUUCUCCGUUAUUGGUUUGUUAUUACUGUGUCACUAUGAUAACAGGGACAUUUAAACUGUUUUAAGCAAAAGGCUUAACGUUGUGGAUUUAUUGCUGAUUAUAAUCUGUUCUGUUGGUUCCUCAGCCAGCAUUCUGCAUCUUACAAUAUUAUUAUCUCAUGUCAUUCAGGUGGAGCUCCUCGUGGGACCCUCGGAUGAGAUCAUUCCACAGCUGAAGGAUAAACAUGGGGUGCAGAAGUUGGACUUUGUCUUUAUGGACCAUGGAAAACGCCACUACCUCCGGGACCUCCAGUUAUUGGAGGAGGUUGGACUUUUCCAGGAGGGCACCAUCAUCCUGGCAGACAACGUGCUGUUUCCAGGAGCCCCCCACUUUCUUCAGUACGUGAAAUCAUCAGGAAAAUACCAGUGUAAGAUGCACCGCGGCAGCCUGGAGUAUUUCCGCUACAUCCGAGACGGAAUGGCUGAGCUGACUUACACCAAACUCCUGUGA
Pelobates cultripes (western spadefoot toad) is the source of this 17277-nucleotide messenger RNA. The record is from the annotation of a GenBank genome assembly. NCBI's taxonomy places the organism in Eukaryota, Metazoa, Chordata, Amphibia, Anura, Pelobatidae.